UGAAAAAUGAAAACGCAUUCUCUCUCAAAAUCAAAGUCUGUAGAUUUUCUCAAAUUUUAAACAAAAAUUAAAGUUGGAAAUAUGAAUUUGUCGUUGUCAAUGGUGAACGGGGAGAGAGGCGUUGUAGCUUUGUUCGUUAGUUGCGUCCUCUUCUCUCUACCUUCCUCUCUCCUUUGCCAUGGCCUCAAUCUCGCCGUGCUCUCUUUCUUCGCUCUCUUCCUCGACAUCUCCGCCGAGAAUUCUGCUUCCCUGUCACACUUCAAAACCAGGCCAGGUGCUUCGUCGGGGAUACUGCUAGGGGCAGUGGCACUGCCAACUGUAAUGAUUUCUAAGUUGAUUCAGCUAACGAGAGCCUACUCACUGCAUCAAAUUGAGCUUCAAGAGCUUGAACAUAUGACGAUGCAGUAUUGGGCUACAUCUGCAAGUUGCUUCGGUGUGCUUAUUUACCUCUGCAUAGUUAUGCAGCGUGCACCCAAGCCUAUGCAUCCGCCUCAAUCAAAUAGUGUUUGGGUUGCAACAUGGAGCUUAAUUUGUAUAGUCCUAUAUGCAGUGACUUGUUGUGUCUCGCUUGCUACUAUAUCCCAGACUGGCUCUAACACUGCACUGAAGUUAUUGUGGGAGCUAUUUCAUGGACUGGUAGCGGUGAAGUUACUUCAGCAGCUUCUUAAUUGUUUCCCAUCUUGUGCUUCCAUUGGGGAAGUUCUUUUGGUGACUGCUGGUCUUGUUCUUUAUUUUGGUGACAUGUUGGCAUAUACCAUUGCAAAGGUUUCUGGACGCUUGAUUUCAGCAGAUUUCAUUACUGUGCGCUAUGGAAUCAAGAGAAGUGAGAUUAGUAUAAUUAUACAGGGUUUGACCGUUGGCCUUCUUCUUUUUCCAAUAUUCUUUAGAUUUGUACUCCGCAAGUGUGAACGUUCAUUUGGUGAUGGCUAUUCUGAAGAAAGGAGAAACAAUGAGAUUCAGAGAUCUCUAUUAUUCUUUGCUUCUCUUGGAUUUAUCUUGAUUGUCAUUGUUCCAUCUUGGAUGCAGUUUGUUCAUGGUUUUCAAGUGCACCCAAUAAUAUGGGUAUUUGCAUUUGUUUUCUCGGAACCAUUUAAAAGACUAUCAUUAUGUAUCUAUUGGGUGUCUUUGAUAUGUGCAUCUGUUCUGCGUUUCUACAACAUCUCAAAGAAUAGUAAGAUUGAGAGGAUUCUUCUUCGGAAGUAUUACCAUCUGAUGGCUGUAUUAAUGUUUGUGCCUGCUCUUAUUUUUCAGCCAAAAUUUCUUGAUCUAGGGUUUGGUGCAGCUUUGGCUGUCUUCUUGGCACUAGAAAUUAUGCGUGUGUGGAGAAUUUGGCCUUUGGGACAACUCAUACAUCAAUUUAUGAAUGCUUUCACAGACCAUCGUGAUUCUGAUCUUCUUAUUGUCAGCCACUUUUCGCUGUUAUUGGGCUGUGCAUUUCCAAUUUGGAUGUCAUCUGGGUUUAACGAUCGACCUCUUGCCCCUUUUGCUGGAAUUUUGAGCCUUGGAAUUGGAGAUACAAUGGCAUCAAUGGUUGGCUACAAGUAUGGUGUCCUCAGGUGGAGCAAAACUGGCAAGAAAACUGUUGAAGGUACAGCAGCUGGCAUAACAUCAGUCCUGGCCGCUUGCUCAGUUUUGCUCCCCCUCUUAGCAUCUACGGGGUAUAUUCUUUCAGAGCAUUGGUUCUCUCUGAUUCUAGCAGUAACCUUGAGUGGUUUAUUGGAAGCCUACACAACUCAACUUGAUAAUGCUUUCAUACCACUUAUCUUCUACAGCCUUCUCUGUUUGUAAUGCAGCUCCAACCUCCCAAAGUCAGAUCUAUGAAAUAGCAAUAUAAUAAUCCUUCUAAAAGUUCUUUGAUCUACAAUGAAGUGCCUUCCUGAGCACUUUUCUUUUGUUGUUUGUUGAUAUUAUUAAUGCUUUAUUAGAAUGCAAACAGAGUUAGAUGAGUUUCUGGUCUGGAUUUAGGAUUAACUUGUUUCAUACUGCAGUAGUAGGUGUUACAGCUAGAUAAAAGUAUCGUCUCCACAUGAGCAUUUACAGGUCAUAAUUUUUUUCUUUUUUGUUCCCUACUUUUUGGGGUUACUGAGUGAGAGAGAUUAAUAGGCGUAGUCGAAAUUCUUUGAUACACAUUCUUGUGUUACUGAAAUGAGUUCAUAUUAAGAACAAAUUUUUAUCACUAGCUUAGUGUAAUUAUUUGACUGAGAUAUUGUUUACA
Pistacia vera is the source of this 2215-nucleotide messenger RNA. Its product is annotated as dolichol kinase EVAN. Lineage: Eukaryota; Viridiplantae; Streptophyta; Magnoliopsida; Sapindales; Anacardiaceae. The transcript is spliced from 14 exons. Gene Ontology annotation, cellular component: endoplasmic reticulum membrane. The coding region runs from base 82 to 1788 and encodes 568 amino acids. Gene Ontology annotation, molecular function: dolichol kinase activity. The record is from RefSeq and is a predicted model, not a curated record. Gene Ontology annotation, biological process: dolichyl monophosphate biosynthetic process.